AGAAGGAAUGUCCUAGAAACUAAAUACUUAUAAGUUUUAGUAUAACAAUUGUUUACACUUCGUGCACCAGAUAAGUAUCAGAGUUGCGGAAAACCUUGGCUGGGGCCAAUUUUCAUAAUUCUCAAUAACGGAAGAAAAACAAAGGUGUUAUUGGAGGGUGUGUGACUGACAGCCUGAAGCCUCGCUCGCUCGUUUAUGGCAUUACAAACGUUGGUGGAGGAACGUUUGCCGUGUUGUGAAGCUAAGAACUAAAUAGAGUGGUUCCUGGUACCGCCACCUGCCACCUCCAUCACAAUAAACCAGACGUGGGCUCUCAUGCGUGCCAGAGGUCACUUGAUUCUGUUUUCUACUCUCAUCACUAACUCUACGAGGGUUGUGUGAAUGAAAGUAUCGGCAACGAGUUUAACAAAAUAUGCGGUGAAGUCUACAGAGAAUUGUUGGUAGAACAUUCUAAGAAAUAUACUUCAAAACCGGCGCCUACACAAAAUACAAAUCUCGUCUCCUAUUGGUUAAAAGUUUGGAUCUUAUUCCUGUGCAAUGGUGCCAGAUCUCCAAAACAUCACUGUAGUGUAGUAUUUUUGUUUAAAUGUGCAUGCGUAGCUAUCUUACAUAUUGUACUUUGAAUUUUUAUUGUAAAUAUUGUAAUUUUACUCUAACGAUAUAAUUUAAAACCUUAACAAUAGAUAAUUAAAGCACUGAUGUUCGUAAGUAUGGCACCAGUGUAGCUUAACAGUUCUCGGAAUCAACCAAUAGAGCUUCGAGUCGCCAUUCUGUGAAAUCGAUGAUGUCACCACUAGCCAAUAGGAGCGCUGGAAAGUGACGUGAUGUUUCUAUUUUUAGAAAAUGACAAAAUCGUAUAAGAUCUGCUCUCUCCCACCAGAUGACUCAUAUAGCCACGAGACAGCAGUGAGGGUGGCUGUGCGCCAUACUCGCUAGUGGUGAAUAAGCCUGUGCCUCAUAAGUGAGUCCGUCCGAUAAGUGACUCAUCGUGCUUCACCCACGUGCCAAGAACUGAGUGUUGUUUGUUGACAGACUAAGUUAUGGAGGCAACCAUGUAUGAAGACGGAUCAUACGCUAACUACUCGAGGGAAAGCCUCACCCAGAUGAAGCGUAGACUUACACUGGAUCUUAACAACAGACCAUCCAAGAAACAACGACCUGGGGGAAACUUCAACCCUCUUCUAACCUCCCCUGACCUGAACCAGCUGAAGUUAGCCUCCCCUGAGCUGGAGAGACUCAUCAUUCAGCAAGGUAGCACCAUCCUAGGUAAUGCUUCCACCACCCCGUCGCAGUUUUUCUUCCCGACCAAGACAGCCACCGUAGAGGAGGAGGAAUUCGCUAAGGGCUUCGAGGACACGUUGGAGCAGCUGCACCACCAGGAUGCCAUCGCCGUCAGCAGCAGCAGCAACGUGGUGGUGACCAGCGUGGCACCUCCGGUCUCCUCAGCAGGGUUGCAAUACACCCAGCUGGACGUGCCCCUACAUCACGCCCAUCACGCCCAUCAGCAGGUUCCAGUCACCUCUACCGCGGGCGUGAGUCUAUCAGAUCACCAGCACCAUGUGCCUGCGCACCUGGGACUCCUGCAGUCUGCGCACAUCAAGGAGGAGCCCCAGACGGUGCCUAACGUGCCUGGCUCUCCGCCUCUCUCCCCCAUCAACAUGGAAUGCCAGGAACGCAUCAAACUGGAACGUAAGAGACUCCGUAACCGCAUCGCGGCGUCCAAGUGUCGCCGACGGAAGCUGGAGAGGAUCGGCCGUCUGGAGGAGAAGGUACGGAGUCUUAAGAUGGAGAAUGGCGAGCUUCAGGCAGUGGUAAACAAACUACGGGACCAGGUGUGUUCUCUCAAACAGGAGGUGAUGGAGCACGUUAAUUCUGGGUGUCAAAUACCCUUUGUAACGCACCAGUGAGGUGAAGGGUAGCACCCCUUGACGCCCAUCCACGCCCGCACGCCCAUCUUGGCCUUAUGUGCGUGUUUGUGUAGCCCUCGCGCGAGGCUAGCGCCCUGGCCCUCCUUAGAGCCACCUCUGGCAGGCUGUACGCGCUCAUUUAAUGCCAUUUUUUUCGAGUGACAUGUGGUAGUGGUGGUGUCCGUGACAAGACACCAGCAGCCACGAGGUAUGGGUGUGGGCGUGCGGGCGGGGCUCGCUGGAGCAUCCUUGUGGCGAGGCUGAGGGCCAAUGUACCGGGGUUGCUCUAGUCAAGUGAGUUGUGGAAGUGCUCACAGCGCCAUUAUGUGCCCCACGCCCACCCUGCGCCCACGGCACGCCCGCCACCAGCCCAUGGCAUGCAAGCGGAGCCCACACCCGCGUUGCCCACACCACGCCCACACCGCGCCCAUGGCAUGCAAUUGACACCCAUCCCACGCCUGCGACGCCCACGCCUAAUGUGAUAAGUGCCGCGUGUAUGCAAAGAAAAAAAUGUGCUAAAUACUUCCAUUUGUUAUAUUACUGCAGUGCUUUAUCUCUUACAGACACGAAUGAGAGGUAAUUGUUAUUUCUGGAACACCCUGUCGCAACCUAUACAUAAAUAUAUAUACAGUAUAAAUAUAUAUAUAUUUUCGUUGGUUUCACAGUUAUUGCUGUUUCAUAUUUCUUUUAUGCAGUUUUGAUGUACAAGGUCAGUGAUAUCGUUCUAAGUCAUGUGAGUUACGUACAUUUGUGUUGUAACAAAGUAUUAGCGUGUUACGCAAGAGACUACGAAUGUACUUUUAUAUAAAUUAUGUAUGUAUAUUUUAUAUGCAAAGAAAACUAUAUCUUGAUUUAUGCAAAAAAAUGCGCAAAGCAAGACUUUUGUAUGAAGAAUUUUCUUAUUUAUAAAAGAAAAAACCUUA
Molecule: messenger RNA, 2830 nt
Organism: Cherax quadricarinatus
Lineage: Eukaryota; Metazoa; Arthropoda; Malacostraca; Decapoda; Parastacidae
Product: transcription factor Jun
Biological process (GO): regulation of cell population proliferation; regulation of cell cycle; regulation of transcription by RNA polymerase II
Cellular component (GO): transcription regulator complex
Molecular function (GO): transcription factor binding; RNA polymerase II cis-regulatory region sequence-specific DNA binding; DNA-binding transcription factor activity, RNA polymerase II-specific
Source: RefSeq, a predicted model, not a curated record